This is a messenger RNA of Pelobates fuscus (common spadefoot toad), 1207 nucleotides long. RefSeq names its product high mobility group box 1 (gene HMGB1). Gene Ontology annotation, biological process: regulation of transcription by RNA polymerase II. The record is from RefSeq and is a predicted model, not a curated record. The transcript is spliced from 5 exons. NCBI's taxonomy places the organism in Eukaryota, Metazoa, Chordata, Amphibia, Anura, Pelobatidae. The coding region runs from base 123 to 758 and encodes 211 amino acids. Gene Ontology annotation, molecular function: DNA binding, bending. Gene Ontology annotation, cellular component: nucleus.
GGCUGAGAGUAAUGUUACAGAUAGGGAGAGUGAAGAGGCUGCGUAUCGAUCCCGCUCGCUCUCACAGCCAUUGCAGUACAUUGAGCUCCAUAGACUCAGCAUUGGAAACUAAUUAAUUAAAAAUGGGUAAAGGUGAUCCCAAGAAGCCGAGAGGAAAAAUGUCCUCUUAUGCUUACUUUGUGCAAACUUGCAGAGAAGAACACAAGAAAAAGCACCCAGAUGCAUCUGUAAAUUUCUCAGAGUUCUCCAAGAAAUGUUCAGAAAGGUGGAAGACAAUGUCUGCUAAGGAAAAGGGGAAGUUUGAAGACAUGGCAAAAGCUGACAAGGUUCGUUACGAAAGAGAAAUGAAAACUUAUGUACCUCCAAAAGGAGAAACAAAAAAGAAGUUUAAGGAUCCAAAUGCACCAAAGAGACCACCAUCUGCUUUCUUCUUGUUCUGUUCUGAGUUUCGUCCUAAAAUCAAAGGAGAGCACCCAGGUCUGACAAUCGGGGAUGUUGCAAAGAAAUUGGGAGAGAUGUGGAAUAACACUGCUUCAGAUGACAAAAUACCAUAUGAAAGGAAAGCUGCUAAACUGAAGGAGAAAUAUGAAAAGGAUAUUGCAGCCUAUCGGGCAAAGGGGAAGCCCGAGCUUGCAAAAAAAGCUCCUGCCAAACCUGAAAAAAGCAAGAAGAAAGAGGAUGACGAUGAUGAUGAUGAGGAUGAAGAUGAUGAGGAGGAGGAUGAAGAAGAUGAGGAGGAAGAGGAUGAUGAUGAAUAAACUCUUAUUCAAGCAUUUUUUUGAUUAUAUAGCAUUUAACCCCCUGUACACAACUCACUCCUUUUAAGGAAGAAAAAAAAAAAAGAAAUAUAAGGCUGUGUAAGAUUUGUUUUUAAACUGUACAGUGUCCUUUUUUUGUUUUGUUUUGUAUAGUUAACACACUACCAAAUGUGUCUUUAGAUAGCUUUGUGUUGAGUGGCUUUUCAAUUGCCACUAAUUUUGCCUAGUACAGUUUGGGGGUUGUAAAUUGGCAUGGAAAUGUAAAGCUGGUUCAUGUUGGUGCACAGCACAAAAUAUAGUUUGUAUGGGGAUGUUGUUUAUUAUUUUUCAUCUUCCGCAUCAUAAUUGUUGUUCUGUUUUAACUGAAUACCACUCUGUAACUGCAAAAAAAGUUUCAAAUAUUUUGUUGACAUUCUGAUUGCUUCUAAGUAAAUAAGCUUUUUUUUUAA